AUGGAAAGACUUAAAAAGUCACCUUUGGUCUUCCUCUACCAAGAACCUUACUGCUCUUCUCAUAGUUUCCUAACGAAACCUUUCUACAACACCUACCUGAAAACCGCUUAUUCUUUAUGCACAAAGUCGAACGACGUCUCUUGUCGCAACCGUACCCCGGCACCAGACUUCAAAGACUACGGAAACGGUGCGGAUGAAGACCACUCUGAAAAUCCUUUCGGGAAGUACAAACCCGUGAUGACUCUGUCUGGAGCCAGCAAGGUUUCAGUGACUCUCAAAAUAGAUCCGCCUCCCAAGGACGUGAUGGAAUUCAUUGGGGCAAUAGCAGACUUGGAGUUUACCAGACAUUGCAACUUACUUGAGUACGGACCCUGUCGAAUGCUCAUCGUCGCACGAGCUGUUCAUGGGUUUUCGGGGUUGGCUGGGAAUGCUUCCAAGGGCGUCAUCGGAGCUACUUUGGAUGCUCCACCGAGUCAGCCGCAGAAUGUCGCGGUGGAAUGCUUCGCAGACCCGGAGUUUCCGGUUUUGCGGGUUCGCUGGGACCCACCGAAGGAAGUUGGGGGUAAAAUAGUCAAAUAUAAGAUGAAGGUUGUGAUGUCAGCAAUCUAUGAUGAUGAAGAAGGGUACAAUCAGCACACUGUUGAUGACUUGGAAGUGCAGACGAUGGGGAAUGAAACUAGGCAAACUGUUCUGGGCACUCCGAAUACCAACUAUUCUAUUACUGUGACGGCUUUGACUCAAGCUGGUCCAGGUGAAUGGAGUCACCGAAGCAAAGAAUCGCAGUGUUUCAUGCAACCAGGCUUGCCAUCUUUCAUCCCGGCGUCAAAAUGGCGGCCUUUUUCAGAGUCCGGUGAACGCAGAAUUUUCAUGCUCAUGCCAAGGAGAGUUUCUCAAAGAAACGGACCAAUUUGUUGCUAUAGAGUCGUCUUGGUGCGAUUUCCGGGAAAAGUUGGGAAAGACGCGUUUCCUGAUCCAGAAAAUGUCACUUUGAGGACGUAUGAAGAAGCGCAUGAGGUUGAGAACAAUACUUAUGGUGCUUACGUGGCUGAAAUGUUUGGACCACGAGAGUUGCCAGAUGUGAUCAUGCUUGGGGAUGAGUUGCCAGCUCCUUCAGCAAAAGCCUGUCAGCUGUGUUUUUCAGUGGGUGCCAUCAGAAGACACGCGAGGUCGAAAGACUCUAGUCAUCCCCAUCACCACAGACGAGAACGGAAUUUUUAUCACGAAGCCCUGACAUCACCCGUUUUGGAUGCUGAAGACGGGAUUCUCAGCACUGAGUCGACUUACUGGGGUUUCAUGGAAGUUAUUGUUCAAAAGCCGGAUGGUCACGCAGGAGUGAAAAGGAGUCGGUAUUUUGCGAUGGAUGAAGCACCGGUUCCGGGUUUGAGUGCGAGAGAAGGACCAGGUACGAGUUUCAGCACUUCGAAACUCGUGCCAAUUAUCUCUGGCAUUUUGCUGGGUGUUUUGGUCGUUGGGUUUUUGCUCAUUGGGAUUUUCUUCGCGUUGAGGAAUUAUUCCAAGCUCUUGGCGGCUGGACAAGGCGUGGAACAUUCCUUCAGCUUCUCUGUCAGACACAUGUGGGCGAGUUUGCGAGGGAAUCCGGAAGGGAUCCCGUUGUCUCAACCCCCGCCACCCGACAGAUCCCCGAUCCCAAAGUCGAAAUUGGUGCCGGCCUUCGUCACCAGACACAGGGACGGUGACGCGGGUUUCCGCAGUGAAUUCGAGCUGUUGCCCGAUCGAUUCGCCGACAGAACGACGCAUUCUUCGGACGACUUGAACAACAGCGGGAAGAAUCGUUACCCGGACAUCAAAGCCUAUGAUCAGACGAGAGUCACGUUGAGCAAAACGGGAACGACGGAAGAGCACGCGUGUUCGGAUUACAUUAAUGCGAAUUUCGUCGUGGGCUUCAAGGAGAGGAAGAAGUUCAUUUGCGCUCAAGGUCCUUUGUUGGGAACGGUGAAUGAUUUUUGGCGAAUGAUUUGGGAGUACGAGGUGCAGCUGAUGAUCAUGUUGACGAAUUUCGAGGAGAACCGGAAAGUCAAGUGUUGCCACUAUUGGCCCGAAGAAGGCACUGAAACGUAUGACUAUGUGCUUCGGAGGUUGAGAGCAGAGAAAGGUGAAGGCGAGUCGAAGGAGACCCGAGAAGUGGCCCAUUAUCAUUACCUCGUGUGGAAAGAUUUCAUGGCACCCGAACACCCCAGUGGUGUUUUGAAAUUCCUCAAAAGAAUCAACUCUGUUUACACGCCCGACAAGGGGCAAAUUCUCAUUCACUGCAGUGCUGGUGUUGGAAGAACAGGGACCCUGGUUGCCCUGGAUUCUUUGCUCCAGGAGAUGAAUGAAGAAGGAAAGGCGUCUGUCUUCAACACUGUGUCCGAGUUGCGGCACCAAAGAAACUAUUUGGUUCAGUCUUUGAAACAAUACAUAUUCGUGUAUCGUGGCCUGAUGGAAUACGCUCAAUUCGGGGACACGGAAGUUGCUCAAGGAGAGCUGCGGGAAAACUACCAGAGGAUGAUCCAGCGUCCUUCCAUGGAAUUUGGCAGUGGGAAAGGGAUUUCGCCCAUGCAAGAAGAAUUUUCGCGAUUGGCGGAGGCCGUGGAAGACCCCAAGCCCAUCACUUACGCCACGAAUGAGCAGAACGAGGAGAAGAAUCGUUGUUCUGCGAUAGUUCCGUAUGACCAGAACCGAGUCAUCCUGAGUCCCGUGUUCUCCAAGCCCGACGAAACGUAUAUCAAUGCUUCCUUCAUUCAGGGUUACGACCACUCGAUGAGUUUUGUGAUCACUCAAGACCCUCUGAAAUCGACACGGGUGGACUUUUGGCGGAUGGUGCUGGACCAUAAUGUGACUACCCUGGUGAUGUUGUCCGAGUGUGAGUGUGAGGCUGACGGGGACGAGGCGGGGUUGUGUGAUGACGAUGAUGAGCGAGACGCGCUCACUGCUGCUGCGGACGUGAUGUGUCCCCAGUACUGGCCCGACAGUGCUGACGAGGACGUCACUUUUGACCACAUCCGGGUGUCGCUGGCGAAAAUUGACACGUUGCCCAUGUUCAUCAAGAGGACCCUGACUGUGACUAAUGUCAAGAAUGGGGAGACAGUCACUGUGAAGCAGUUUCAGUAUCUGGGCUGGGCAGAUUCUGAAUACGCAGAUCCAGCAGACAAGACAGUUUCAGCAGUUCCAGAAUCUACCAGUGGCCUGUUGGAAUUGAAUAGUCAGAUUUCCAGGACUCAAGAAACUUCCCAAGAAGUUGGGAUUGUCGGUGUGCAUUGCAGAUUUGGAGGGGAUCGGAGUUCUGUGUUCGUGUGUUUAUGCAUUUUGCUGCAGCAGCUGAGGACUGAAAGAGCUGUAGACGUUUUCCAGACUGUUAGAAACCUGAGGUCUCAGCGUCCAGGCAUGAUUCAGCAUCUUGCCCAGUACGAGUUUUUAUACAAAGCUUUGGUGGACUACUCAGACAAGGAAAGUCCUUGAAAAGAAAAAAAAUUCCGUGAGGACCAAGAAACAGUUUUUUUUUUUUGUUAUGUGUUUUUUCCAAGGGCCAGCAUUGCUUUAGGGUGACAUCUGUGGCAAAGGAGACUAGGAUGUGCCAUGGGAGGGGUCACUGGGAUGGAAAUUGAACUCGGGAGGAUGGAUCGUGACUCAAUUGUUGUUCGUUUGUUUGUGUGUGUGUGAGUGUUUUUUGAAAGUCUGCUGCACUUUGAAGCAAAGUGCCUUCCCAGAAGAAAAGAAAAGAAAACAAAGAUUUACCGAAUAGUCAAAAAAGAAAGAUUUUUGUGGGAUUUCUCAAAAUUAAUGCUGUUUGACUGAGGUUUGAACGAACAGUGGCAAUAUUUGUCUCAAUGCAAGAGGCUGUUUUAGGAAUUGCAGUUUUUUUAUUUUAAGAAAUCUCAUUUCAAAUUGAAUGGUCAGUUUUUGGUGUAGAUGUCGCUGGUAUUUAUGAGAUCAAUAUUGCUACUGAUUUGGUUCCCUCGAGAGGAAUACCAAGUGUAUCCAGACAUUAAGAAACGGAAAGAAAGAAAUCCUUGCAGCAGUUCUCAAGUGGGGGAGAAAAAGUUUGUAAAUACCUUAGAUCAAGCGACUCUGUGUUCAGGAAAAUAUGGCGCAAUGAAUGUUUCUGUUGUGCGUGUGUGUGUGUGUAAGGGGGAGGGGAUUUAUGACAAAAGAGGGUUUGUGGAAGGGUUUGGGUUGGGGGUGCAAAAAGAAAGAGGGAAAAAAGUCGUGAUAGUGAAGCUGGGCAAUUCUCCAUCCCUCUCUCUCUCUCCAUUCCAAGUCAGACCCUUGUGUUUUCUUUUUGAAGGCUAUUUUCUCACAGGGUAUAGAUUUUUCUACUGCUCUUCCACUUGCAUUUUUUCACCUCUGAAAAGAAAGGCGUGUAAAUAAGCUGCCAUUCCAUGUGUUCUUCCAAGUGAUUUUUAUGCUGCUCUCUAUAUUCACAUGCAUGUGUGGUCCCCCCCCCCCCCUUCCCCUGUGAGGCUUGU
Notodromas monacha is the source of this 4466-nucleotide messenger RNA. The record is from the annotation of a GenBank genome assembly. Lineage: Eukaryota; Metazoa; Arthropoda; Ostracoda; Podocopida; Cyprididae.